Molecule: messenger RNA, 1658 nt
Organism: Panicum virgatum (switchgrass)
Lineage: Eukaryota; Viridiplantae; Streptophyta; Magnoliopsida; Poales; Poaceae
Product: zinc finger BED domain-containing protein RICESLEEPER 2-like
Exons: 2
Coding region: 455-1309 (284 amino acids)
Molecular function (GO): protein dimerization activity; DNA binding
Source: RefSeq, a predicted model, not a curated record
UGGCAGCCAAUCCCCAUUGUAAAUUGGAUCACAAGCAGAGUUUGGGACACCUUCAAGAUCUCCUUCACCUCAGGUGGAAUCUGAAAAUGAUUCGGUGCCCAUUGAGAUAGAAGACGAUGAUGAAGUCAUUGAAGUUGAAGGGGAAGAUGAUGGUGCUGAAGCUGGUUCUAAGAGGAAGCUCACCUCUGCUGUUUGGAAGGAGUUCAAGAGAGUAAAGUUCAAUGGUAAUGUUCGAGCAAAAUGCAACUAUUGUAGCAAGAAACUUUCUGCAACUAGCACAAAUGGGACUAAGCACCUGCACAACCAUUUGAAGGGUUGCGUGCAGAGAAAGAUAAAACUGAAUGGAAAAACCUUAGCUCAAGCUUCUUUGAGAUUUGGUAGAACUGAUGCAGGGGCUGUCACAGUCGAGAAUUAUACAUUUGAUCAAGAAAUUGCAAGAAAAGAGCUUAGUUCAAUGAUAGUAUUGCAUGAGUAUCCCUUAAGCAUGGUUGACCAUGUUGGAUUCCGAAGAUUUGUUGGUGCACUUCAGCCGCUGUUCAAAAUUGGUACAAGAAACACAAUAAGGUAUUUGCCUCUUAUUUCAGAAGCAAUGUCAGCUAACAUGAUAGCCAAGUUUGACAAGUACUGGACUGACAUCCAAGGGCUUAUGGGCAUUGCAACUCUUCUUGAUCCUCGAUGCAAGGCCACUGUACUGCUGAUUUGCUAUGAGGACUUGCUCGGUGUGCGUGGUAGAGAGUGUGAGGACAAGGUCAUUGAGGUGAAGAACUUGUUGGCUGAAUUGAUGGCUGAGUACCAUGUGGUAGAGGACGUGGAUGAUAGCACACCAUCUUCAACUUCACCACCAGAUAGUGAUGACUUCUUGUCUGAUAUUGGUGCACACAUUGCAUCUCUUAGGCCAGCAAGCAUGGGGUUCAAAUCUGAGCUAGACCGCUACUUGGAUGAAGAAGCUGUGAGCAUACAUACAAAGAACUUCAAUGUUUUAGAUUGGUGGAAGGUGGCAGGGACUAGAUAUCCUACUUUGAGGAGGAUUGCAAGGGACAUAUAUGCUAUCCCUGUAACCACAGUUGCUUCGGAGUCUGCUUUCAGCACUGGUGGUAGAGUGCUUAGUGAGCAUCGCAGCAGGCUCACUACAAAGAUGUUGGAGGCUCUCAUGUGUUCCCAAGAUUGGAUUAAAAACAAAUACAAAGUUGAUGAGAAGAACAAGCAGCUUGCCACCUUUUGGUCUUGUCUCCAGGAUAUUCAAGAGGGCCUUCAGGUGAUGUGUUUUCAAUAUUUCUUUUCUUAUACUAUUCUCAGAUUAAAUUGCUAAUUAUUAUGUUGGUAUGCUCAUGUAGGAACUUGCAAUUUGAGAUGUUCAAGAGUUUCAGGUGGUGGCUCCCAUUUUGGUGCAAGGAACAAGUCUUCAAGGAACAAUUGAUGAAUUGAUGUGCCUACUUUUGGCUAUUAUUAUUUGUCAAUUGUGAGCUUGGAUGGAACUUGUAUGUGCCUCAUUUUGGUUACUGUUAAUCUGUGAUGUAUGGAACUUCAUGUGCUGCACUGCUAGUGGUGGUGGUUAGGCUAGCUGGUUAUGUAUGCCAUUUAUGUAUGAACUAAUGUUAAUGCCGAGUACUAUGUCCUAUGAUCCUAAUUCCUAUCUAGCAUGACUAGGCUAUAUAGAA